UCCAAUUAUUUGCAGGUGGAGUUUGUCAAGAAAUCAUGCGGAGAUUUCUUGAAAGAUGCAAUCGAUGAUGAAACUUGUCUUAACAUCUGGCAGCUUGCUGAUUGUUUUUCGCUGGAAAAGCUAAGGAAAACUGCCAAAAGGUACGCCCUGCAGCAUUUCACAGAGAUCUGCAAGGAGGAGGAAUUUCUCUCUCUUCCAAUUGGUUUCCUCAAAGAGAUUCUUGCCGAUGAAGGUAUCUGUGUAGUUAUCGAGAACCUAAUUCCGGUUGCAGAGGAACGGGAAAGGGCGGUGUUGGAAGCUGUUUUUAAGUAUGUGGAACAUGAUCUAGCAAACCGAAAAAAGAAUUUGCCAGAAUUGUUAUCUUUAGUACGACUUCCAACCAUAUCAAAGUCUUAUUUGAAAGAAAUCCUGUUACAUAAGCUUCUUGCAAACUCGUGCACAGAAUGGAUUGCAAAGGCACAGAAACUGCAAAUUGAUUCCUCUGGGAAAGACUCACCGGAUGAAAGGUGGGCAACCACAAGGGCAUUUGCCAAACCUGUAGUCUGGUGGGGGUGUUGCUUUGCAAGUGAUGUGCGAAGACUUUCUGUAAGAUCACAUCACAGUGACGAAAUGAUUGUUGAAGAUCUGAGAAAUGAUGUGUUUAUAAAGGGAAUGGAUUUAUGGAUCCGCCAAUGGUGUGGGACAUCUGUACUAGGUGGCCUAAGGAUUUUCUACAAUGGUGACAGAGAGGUGAAGUUUGGAAGUGACUCCUGUCACUGUGAACACCAUGAAUUUCACCUGGAAGAAAAUGAGAGGAUUGUUAGAGUUGAAGUAAACUCUGGACUGAUGAUCAACCAGCUCCAAUUUUUUUCAAACAAGAAAGAUGAUAAUGGAGAACCUAAAUGUUAUGGUCCUUAUGGAGGGGAUGGUGGAGGAUUCUUCUCUGAAACUCCACCAGGGUCGUACGGUUUCCUGGCAGGAAUUGGUGCUGCAGUCGUUUACUCACAAGGUGAAGAAGGUAUCACCAGACUUCAGUUUGCUUGGAGGACCUAUGUGCUUCCUGGCAACCAAGAGCCAAUGAAAAGCAGAUGUAGUGUUAAUGAUUACUUCCAUGAUUACGAUGAUGAUGAGGAUGAUGAGGAGAACUUUACAUUUACAGGAUGGGGAUGGGUGUGA
Molecule: messenger RNA, 1155 nt
Organism: Pocillopora meandrina
Lineage: Eukaryota; Metazoa; Cnidaria; Anthozoa; Scleractinia; Pocilloporidae
Source: the annotation of a GenBank genome assembly